Messenger RNA from Peronospora farinosa, 2559 nucleotides. NCBI's taxonomy places the organism in Eukaryota, Oomycota, Peronosporomycetes, Peronosporales, Peronosporaceae. The record is from the annotation of a GenBank genome assembly.
AUGAGUGAUAAUUGGCGAUUAGAUGUGAAAUUUCAAGGUCGAUCGAUUGACCUCGUAGGACGUCUUCCAGCUGAAAAACGUGCGCUCUUACGGGACUUUCCACGCCAUUUGGCCGUUGGAACGAAAGCCAAAUUGUCUGCGAUUCCUCUAAAGGGGUUUUUCUGUAAAUUUUUUGCUAAAAACAGCGAAGAAUUGAAAGUUUACAUGAAAAAACACGAGUGCGCUCUGUGUGUACAAUUUGUGGCUUCGACGUUUAAUUUUACGCUCUAUUUGCUGGUACCAAUGGCAUUAAAAGGUCUCAAGUGUCUGCAUCGAUUACGGAAAAAUGGAGCAAGUCCAGAUUCUAUCAAAUCUCUCUAUACGGACCGAGAGGGUGUAGUGAUUGGAUUUAUUGUGUCGGAAGUGAACGUAGAGAUGGAAGAAAAGCUGCAUGAACGAAUGAAAGUAAUGGAAGAACUGGAAUCGACGGCUAAGGCAAUGUCGCAUACAUUUGGCGACCCAAUGUUGGAAUUUGAUUUGCUGAUCGAUCAGUUGGAUACCAAGCCAUCGGCUAUUCAGGCCUGUUCGAAAUUUAUUGUUCGGCAUCAGCAUUUGCACGUCGCCAUUUGUCAGAAACUAGCUCAGACAAUGGAUGCGAUGCAGUCUUUUAAAGCACGAGCGAGUAUUGUGUACGUUGUUCACGAUGUAGUUAAAUCGGUGCGUGCAAACUACCCGCAGAAGGACCGUAAUGCUAAGAUGCGUGAGUCUGCACUAGUACUAUCUCUUGAAAAGAUUCUGUUCCAGCUGGUGCAAAAACUAAACGGGGAUGUAAAGCACAAUCCGAAUAUUCGGGCAGUAUUCGACUUUUGGACAAAAUGGGGAUUGCAGUACUCGGUGCCAGUAAAAGAUGAGGCGGAUUUAAAACACGACCCUAUGCUCAAGAUUGAUGAGACAUUCGAGAUGUUGCAGCGCGAGGUAUCGCUAGCGUCCGAUGCUCCAUCAUCGCCUAUCAAACCGUCAGCGCCCCCCGAGGUUGUGGCAUUUAUGAAAAAGCACAACAUUCAGCCGGGCCCGUGGGAAAUAUACUUGGGACGUGCGUCACCACAGGAAUUAGAGGAACUUGACUCAGUCCUUGACUUGAAUACGAAGUAUUUCGGCUUUAACCACUGGGAUCCGUCCGAGAAAGGAGGUAGACGCGGUGGUGAGAUGUUCCUGCACCAUUACACCAAGUCGAUGAUGUCUUGGUUGCUGCAUGCAUCAACAUCAACGUCACAUUCGAGCUCCGCGAAAAGAAAAAACAUCAAAGACUCUUUCAUUUUGCUGCGAGAUGCAUUCUUAUGCACGUGGGAUCUUGAUCCAACAGCAGCGCGUGCGGUUUCUGACAUUGAUCGCUCAUUAUUAGACGACAUGUGGAGGAAAAUGGAAUUUGUGAAGUGUCAAAAUCCUUCAGCAUUUGUAUUUGGAAAGAUCAGACGGGUGAAGACAAUUCAAUUUGCAAAUAGCCCUGCGACAGAUGCAAUUCUAAAGACAGUCGAACACGAGUCCAAGGUGAAUUCGAGCGCACUGGUGGCAGAGCUUAUCAAGGUAUUCAAGCUGGACACAAUGGCGCGUGAAAUGGUUGCCAAGGUCAAGUCGAAAUCUGAUUUAUGCUACAUUGCAAAAGAACUUUGCAACCGUUGCCGCCAUCAUAUGGUGGCAAACCCAUCCGUGCACAUGGUUAAACUCUGCCAAAAGGUACAUGCGGCUAAUAAUCCGAUGAAAGCUUACUCUUCUGCCAUGAAAAGUAUGAUUUCCCGGCAGAUGAAGAUGUCUGCAAUAUUUGACAAGGAAGCUAAGAAAAAGCGAAAGCUGGAGGGCAUUGGUGUUUCUUCUUCUCCCGUCACGGAAAGUGAAGCCUCUAGUUCUCCCCACUUCGAUCUCACAGAUGCUGAACUGGCUGCUGUAAAGCGACGCAUCCCAAAACCCCCGAAGUUGCGGUUCAAAAAGGUUGACACAAAAACAAUUACGUAUCAGGAGACGAACGAUAAUGGCACAGUUGGUGUUGCGGUUUCCGGUAUUCCUGAUGCUGGAAGAGGACUAUUUAACUUGUCAGCUCAUACAUGGCCGGCGUUUUCGGUUGUCUGCAUUUUCGGUGUCCGACGAAUUACAAAAGAAAUGCAUCAUGAUGGCCUGAAUAAGGUAGCACGUUGCGGAGAGCUAGGAGAGACUUUUGUCGUUGUUAAUGGCACUGUGCGCGAUGUAGACAAGUUUCAAACACAGUACGGCCACCGUUUGAUGCCUUUUGACGGUUUGGUGGACGCGGACGGAUCGGUUGGUGGGUUUCCAAAUGACCGUGUGUAUGAGUACCCUGCAGACGUUUAUUGGGACGCAUCUGGAUUCUACAACAACUGCAUUCUCGUGCCCGGCUGUGUGAUUGAGAAUCCGCAGGAUACAACAAGUCCGAUCAUAUUGAAUCAGCUAUAUAUCGUCACGUGGAAGGAAGUAGCAGUGCGCGAGGAGUUUUUUUUGGCGUACGGAACGUCGUAUUACGAGGAGGAUGGAAAGACUGUACCACAAGUGAGAGAAGCAGCACCUACUUAG